AUGGCCUUCGCCGCUAUUUUCGAUGUCGUUAAAAAGAAUUUGGAAGGAUCUCUUCCUGCAAAUAAGCACCCAAUAUUAUCUUUGGCAAAAACGGAUCAAGAGAAACGGGCCAAAUUAGAAGCAGAAGAUAUUUCUGACCAAGAGGACUCAUGUCAUCCUUCGUGGAAUAAAUCAGAGCGUGCGGCUUGGCUUCGACAUUGUUAUAAAAAACCCAUUGCUGCUGCAGGUUUGCGCAGGCUGUCUGAUAAUGGCCGCCCCCCAAUACAAGUAUCUAAAGCCAGUAGUGCCGAAAUCGAAUGCGAGAGGGCACGUGAGCGGCGCUUGAAACGGCAUGCUACUCAGGGUGUUGUCGCGCUUUUCAAUGCUGUGAGACAACACCAGUCCGUUUUGGAGAAGCAGUUGGACGCAACUGGACCCUUGGUCUUUCAGAAGGAGAAAGUCGUUACAGGUUUUACUACAUCUGACUUCCUUGACCGCCUUUCUGCCGGCCUUCCCGGAGCGAAAGCAAAGUCAUCUGAAGGGGUCGUCUCUGAUGUCCAUUGUGCUCCGAAGAAGAGCAAACCCAACUCGCCCACUGUAGAUCAAGUACUUAUGAACUUUUCGAGUAAAGACUCUAUCUUCGAGUGCACAAGCAUAUCAGCUGCAGAUUUCACGUUGUCUUGCUAUGAUGAAAGAGAUUCCGCCCCAAAACUGAGUGUAAAUUCAGUUGACGAGGAAGAAAAUGAGCAGUCGAAUUUAGAGGAGAACGCCCGCUCAGUCAGGUUAACGGAUAUGCCAGAGUUGACUGGUAGCUCGGACCGAUCCUUAACAGUUCUGAAGGCGUGCGUGCGCCACGACAUUAUGGAGCAGAUAUCCCUCGUCAUAUCUGAACUUGUUGCUAUUGACUUGAAAUACUCCGAAUUGGCUCAAAUAAGUGCAUCACAGGGCAAGGAGAGAAUGGAGAUAUCCAUACGGGAUCCCAUCCCGGGCAAUGAUGACCAGAAAAGAACGCCACUAGAAAGUCUGCACGCCUAUACAAUAGCCGAGCUCCACUCCCAGCUAAGCUCGCUGAGGGUCUUCAUUCAAGAUCUGGACGCCAAGUACCUCGAAGUAGCAAGAUGCGUGCGAGAGCGGAUUGAAAAGCUGGAGCAGUGCAAAACUGAGCUUUCCUCCGAAGUUGAACACUUGCGAAGAUUUUAUUAG
This is a messenger RNA of Echinococcus granulosus, 1182 nucleotides long. Its product is annotated as RRP15-like protein. Lineage: Eukaryota; Metazoa; Platyhelminthes; Cestoda; Cyclophyllidea; Taeniidae. Gene Ontology annotation, cellular component: preribosome, large subunit precursor. The coding region runs from base 1 to 1182 and encodes 393 amino acids. The record is from RefSeq and is a predicted model, not a curated record. The transcript has 4 exons. Gene Ontology annotation, biological process: maturation of 5.8S rRNA; maturation of LSU-rRNA.